Megalops cyprinoides (Indo-Pacific tarpon) is the source of this 6682-nucleotide messenger RNA. It is a transcript of the gene atad2b, whose product is annotated as ATPase family AAA domain containing 2B. The transcript has 28 exons. Gene Ontology annotation, biological process: positive regulation of transcription by RNA polymerase II. The record is from RefSeq and is a predicted model, not a curated record. Gene Ontology annotation, cellular component: nucleus. Bases 121 to 4290 code for a protein of 1389 amino acids. NCBI's taxonomy places the organism in Eukaryota, Metazoa, Chordata, Actinopteri, Elopiformes, Megalopidae. Gene Ontology annotation, molecular function: ATP hydrolysis activity; ATP binding; chromatin binding.
GUGAGAGAGAGAGAGAGAAAAGAGAAAUGGCGCCUCAGUACUCCACUCACUGAGACCAGUUUGUAACCCAAGCGGAUAAGACAGGAAUUUAACAGGAGCCGCCGUUUAAAAGGAAUAACCAUGGUGAACACCCGCAAGAGCUCGCAGCACGAGAGCUGCGGUCUCUUCAUCUCGUCCAGGACCAGGUCGUCCGUCAAGAACAACCCCAGCUCAGAGGAACAGCACCAUAAAGACCCAGGCAGCGAUGUCAGCUCCAGCAGUGCCCGGCUGUCGCCCCCAUCAAAGCGGACCCGCCGACACACCACGCCCAGCUCCAGUGACACCUCCCCGAGCCCUCAGGUCAAAGGUCAAAGGGUCACGUGGAACAUCCCUGCACAGCACACGAGAUUAUCGUCUGAGGCCAUGCAAAAUGGACAUGGAAACAUUUCUCGCAUGACCCAGAGGAACGAGGAAGGCGGGGAUGGUGAGCACGCCCGCAUGAACGGACACGUGGAGCUGAAGAGAAGCUGCCGCUCCAGAAAGAGCCGAUUCGAGCACCUCAACCAGAGCAGGCUGUUCGACCAGCUGGUGAACAGUACGGCGGAGGCGGUCCUCCAGGAGAUGGACAACAUCAGCAGCAUUCGGCAGAACCGAGAGGUGGAGCGCCUCCGCAUGUGGACAGACACUGAAUUCGAGAACAUGGACAUGUACUCGCGGGUUAAGAGGAGGCGGAAAUCCCUGCGGAGGAAUUCUUACGGGAUCCAGGCGCACCACAAGGUCAUGAGCGAAGAGGAGGGUGAGGAGGAGGAGGGAACAGAAGAAUCCCAUGAGGAGGAGGAAGAGGAUGACGACGAAGACGUGGAGGACGACGACGAAGACGAUGAAGGGGAUGAGGUGGAAGAGGCAGAGGAAGAGAAUGACAGGCCGUACAACCUGAGGCAGCGCAAGACUGUGCAGCGAUACGAAGCGCCCCCUAUAGAGCCUGUGAAUAGAAAACAGAGCAAGAACACACUGUUUGACACCCACAGAUCUCCUGCGAGAAGAAGCCAUAUAAGGGUUAAGAAACAUGCCAUCCACAGCAGCGACACGACGUCAUCGUCCGACGAGGAGCGCUUCGAACGGAGGAAAAGCAAGAGCAUGAGCCGUGCACGCAACCGGUGUCUGCCCAUGAACCUGCGAGCGGAGGACGUGGCCAGCGGGGUGCUGCGGGACCGAGUCAAAGUGGGCGCCAGUUUGGCAGACGUGGACCCCAUGAACGUGGACACCUCAGUGCGGUUUGACAGCGUUGGAGGCCUCGGUCACCACAUCCAGGCUCUGAAAGAGAUGGUGGUCUUCCCUCUCCUCUAUCCAGAAGUCUUCGAGAAGUUCAAAAUCCAGCCGCCCAGAGGCUGUCUGUUCUAUGGGCCGCCAGGCACAGGGAAGACGCUGGUGGCACGAGCGCUGGCCAACGAGUGCAGCCAUGGCGACCGCAAGGUGUCCUUCUUCAUGAGGAAGGGGGCGGAUUGUCUCAGCAAGUGGGUGGGGGAAUCGGAGCGACAGCUCCGCCUCCUCUUCGACCAGGCAUACCUGAUGAGGCCCUCCAUAAUCUUCUUCGAUGAGAUCGAUGGCUUAGCACCUGUCCGCUCCAGCAGGCAGGAUCAAAUUCACAGCUCCAUAGUGUCCACGCUGCUGGCCCUGAUGGAUGGCCUGGACAGCAGGGGGGAGAUAGUGGUCAUCGGUGCUACAAACAGAAUCGACUCUAUCGACCCCGCACUCAGGAGACCGGGCCGAUUCGACAGGGAGUUUCUUUUCAAUCUGCCUGAUAAAAAGGCUCGAAAGCACAUUUUACACAUUCACACCCGCGAGUGGAACCCCAAACUAGCGGAGCCUUUUGUGGAAGAACUGGCGGAGAAAUGUGUCGGCUACUGCGGGGCCGACAUCAAAGCACUUUGCACAGAGGCGGCGCUGAUGGCCCUGCGUCGGCGCUACCCCCAGAUCUACGGCAGCAGCCAGAAGUUCCAGCUGGACGUGUCCUCCAUCGUGCUGGGCCCGCAGGACUUCCAGCACGCCAUGCGCAGCAUCGUGCCGGCCUCCCAGCGCGCGCUGGCCUCCCCGGGCCACGCCCUGGCGUCCGUGGUGCGGCCGCUGCUGGAGCGCACGCUGGCUGAGGUGCAGGCCUGCCUGCUCAGAGUCUUCCCCCACGCAGAGCUCUCCCACAGGGACAGCAGGGACGAUGCAGACAAUCAGCUUCUGGAGGAUGUGCUGUACAGUGACGAUGAUGACAGUGGUGCUCCAUCGAUUUACGAUGAUGUAAAUUCAGGGUCUCCAAAGAAACCGACAGAUGCAGCUGCACACAAGCCCUUCCUGCAUUUCUCACUGUCUGCCAGCCAGCAGCCCUCCUCAUAUCGACCGCGGCUGCUCCUGGCAGGGGACCAGGGUUCGGGACAGAGCACACACCUGGCGCCCGCGGUCCUGCAUUACCUGGAGAAGUUCUCCGUGCACCGGCUAGACCUGCCCACUCUCUACUCCGUCAGCGCCAAAACCCCGGAGGAGUCCUGUGCUCAGGUUUUCCGUGAGGCGCGGCGGGCGGUGCCCAGCGUGGUGUACCUGCCCCACGUCAGCGAAUGGUGGGAGGCGGUGAGCGACACCACGAAGAGCACCUUUCUCACCAUGCUGCAGGACGUGCCCUCCUUCAGCCCCAUCCUCAUCCUGGCUACCUCCGAGACCCCCUACCAGCAGCUCCCCGAAGAGGUGAAAUGCAUCUUCAGGAGCAAAUAUGAUGAGGUGGUGAAUCUGAAGAGGCCGAAUAAGGAGGACAGAAGGAAGUUCUUCAGAGACUUGAUCCUGGUUCAGGCAGCCAGGCCUCCAGCAUGCAGGAACAGAGCAGCGCGGCGGAUGCUGGAGGUGCUGCUCCCGGCGGAGGACCCCGGGCCGCGCCAGCUGUCCGAGGAGGAGCAGCGCCGCCUGGAGGAGCAGGAGGAGAACACGCUGCGUGAGCUCCGCCUCUUUCUCAGGGACGUCACCAAACGGCUGGCCACAGACAAGCGCUUCAGCAUCUUCAGCAAGCCCGUGGACAUCGAAGAGGUCUCAGAUUACCUAGAGGUCAUCAGGCAGCCCAUGGACUUAUCAACCAUAAUGACCAAAAUCGACACCCAUAAAUAUCUUACUGUGAAGGAUUUUCUCACAGAUAUCGACCUCAUCUGCAGCAACGCACUCGAGUACAAUCCAGACAAGGACCCCGGAGAUAAAAUCAUCCGCCACAGAGCGUGCAGCUUGAAGGACACCGCACACGCCAUGUUCGCCUCGGAGAUGGACGUGGAGUUCAGCCGCAUGUGCGAGGAGAUCAAGGAGGCCAGGAGAAAGAGAGGCUUUCAGACAGCGCCGCAGCAGCCCGCCCCCCCAGGAGCGGCAGCAUCAGCUUCGAAGAGGCCUGGGGGAGAGGAGGCUGCUGGGAGCAGCACCCAAGGGGAGGGGCCAGACAGCUCGCCCAGCAAGUGCAGCAAUCACCUGAAGCGCAAGGCGAGGCGGCGGCCUUCCUGGGGGCGGGGCAUUAUCCGGAAGAAGAAGAGCUACGGGAAGAAAGAGGAGGCGGAGGGGGAGGAUCCGGACGAGGGGGCGGGGCCCGACGACGGUGGGGAGGAGUCCAACGCCGCGGGCCCCAGCGACUCCGCCCUCACCCAGGAUGAGGACUCAUGCGACACCAUGGACCCGCCUCCGGGCCAGAACGGUCCGGAGCACAACGGCCACACCCUGUCCACGGAGGAGGAGAACUCCAACGAGCCGCCCGCGCCCAAGGAGGAGACGACGGCGCCCCCCGACCCCCCGCCGCAGGACUGCAUGAACGGGGACGAGUCCCUCGACAGCCUGGACAGCGAGGCCAACCGGAAGGAGCUAGGGGGAGAGGAGGGGGCCGCCGGCGCGCCGUCUGCGCCUCAGGAAGUCGCCGUCUCCGACGAGGGGGACGGGGAGGAACGGCAGGGAAAGGAGGACCCCCAGCUCACAGCGGGACCGUCCGAGGCAGGCGAGGGGGACCCCGGUAAAGAAGGUGUGUCCAAAAUGAAGAGAUGUAAGAAGGCUCUUCCUGAGCAGCUGAAGGCAGCACCAGCCGAGGACUCCCCCCAGCCGCCCCCCCCUCUCGUGGUGGACUACGAGCGCUUGAAGGGCCUGCUGGAGACGGUGGUGGAGAAGACGGAGAACUACACGGUGGACCAGCUGGAGAGACUCUACUCCCUCCUCAGCCAGUGCAUCUACCAGCAUCGCAGGGACUACGACAAGACCCGCUUGAUGGAGGAAAUGGAGCGGAAAGUUCAACAUUUCGAAACAUUCCUGUGAGGAAUUAGAGGCGGUCAGGUUGAUCCUGAUAACUGACUCUUACAGUACAUAAGGGAGACCAGCCUUUUGAGCCAUUUCUCUACUUCAGAACCAAGCAGGUUUGCAGCCUUGGUCUUAAUGGAAAAAAAAACAGACUUUAUAUGGCGAUUUUGGUGCUAUUGUCUCAGGUACCUGGACCGAACCAGUCUACAGAACCAAACAUAAGACGUAUUUAGGUUUAUUUUAUGUCAUUGAAAUACACAUGCCAAUGCUGUCAGAUGUUCCUGGUGCUAUCAUAUCCAUUUGCUGCUCUUGGUUUCCUUCUGAAAAUCCGGGUGAAAUCAACUCAACUGGUCCCCUACAUCGGGCCACCCCACAUAAAUAAAGUUCACACACGUAAACUGUACACACACACACACACACACACACACACACACACACACACACACACACACACACAUCCCCACAUACCCACACCCACACCAGCAGUGGCAAAGCAGUGUGAGUGAGGUAUCUCUGAGUAGGGGGUCAUGAAUGUUGUCUGCAUUGUUCAAGCAAACUGUGUGACCGAUUUUCCCCACCCUCUUGCGCAGAAAUGGUAGGGCAGUCUUCCGGUACUUGGAGACACUUAAAUUGGAACUGCUUGAAAUGUUCACUCAAGUACUCUGAGCUCCUUUUGCCAAAAUGAAAUUGCUUUGAAAGGUCGCUUUGAAAGAUUGGUUUGGACUUCCUUCUUUUUCUCUUGAAGGUGAGGUCCUCCCUGAUCGUGUAAGUUCUUUUGGUGCUCCCACUUCCAAAAAUAUAAGAAAACAUUAAAAAAUUCUGGAAAUCCCUAAAUGUUUAAAAUACAACCAGAAAAAGGCUGUGUCCGUGACACCAAUGCAAACCAAAUAUAAACUGGCUCCUGACCUCUGACACCUCUGGAAAAACGGUGACAGUUUGCUCUUAGUAAUGACAUAUUGACAUGUACAGUAACUGAAAUGUUUAGUAUCUGCCGUCUGUCUGUAUUCACUGUGUGAUUUUUUUUUUUUUCUUUGACACAAGUUGUGCUCACUAAUUUUCAACACCUAGCUGGGAUAACUGGACGCAGUUGAAUUAGAAAGCCUCGGUUGAUUGCACUGCCUAGCAUGUGCCUUAUAUAACCUUCUACUUAGACAGCACCACUUUUGCUGGUGGCAAUUUGUUGGGCUUUGGUUUCAUGUAUGAAGUUUGCCUCCAUCAGGUGUACAGAAUAGAAUAAGUAAACGAGACUACUUUAUACUUCUAGACUCUGGCCAUUUUAACUGGACUAUAGAAAGGGGUGUAGUCUAGAAUAAUAUUAGCAUCAUUUCAUUAUGCAUGCAGAGUCAUGAUGUUGGCACUUUUCUCGUCUGCUACAGCAUAUCGCAGAAGAACUUUGUGCCAAUCUUCCGCUCUCUGAGUGUGGUGUCCUGCAGUAAGAUUUCGUAAGGAAAUCAACAAAUUUAUAUACGUACACAAAUGUGUUUAGUACAUUCAGUACAUUUGUUGCAUCAUUAUAUAGUUUUGUUUUUCAUUUUCUGUUAUUUCCAUAAUUUUGCGCAAAUUGUUUCAGAACUUGGGAAGAAGAAGGCCAUUCUAGGCAGUGCGAAUUGUUGUCAAAGGUAUAAAGAGCAUUAUUUUGUUUUUGUUCCUUCGUGACUAUUUCUUUUUCUUUUAAUUUUUUUGUUUUCUUUUAUUUUUUGUUUUCAAUGCCUGACUUAGCAGAGUUUCUGAGCUGUUGACAACAAGGCUGCAUUUUAAUGGGUAACUACAUUGUUUACCAAAAGCGAAAUGAAAAAAAAUUUUUUAGAAACUGCGUUUUGGUAGACGGACGUUAGGACAGGCUCGACGUGAAGAGCUCCCGCCAUUUCAGACCUUCACGUGAAAUCUGCACGAUUCUUUCCAUCUGUUUUUACAAACGUGGAUCAGAACAAGUCACAAAGGUACAGGCCAGAGCCUCUACCCUCACACAGAUUCCAGUGAAGCUUCUAAACAUAUGCAAAAAUAGCAUCUGAGGAGAUAGUAUUGGACUACUGCAGAAAGAAAAACACAGCUACCUCAGCUUAACUUAAUUUAACGUAAGGAAAAAAAAAUGACAAGCCGUUUACUGGGUACGAACAGUAUUUGUAAAGUACUGCAAUGUUGUUGCAACGCAAACGCAAAAGCUAAGGUAUUGGAUUAAUUCUUAGACGUGAAGAGUAACCCUGUGGCCACUGCAGUAAUCCAGCGUUUUCUGUUUUUUAAUCUCCUUCCUUUUUGUCUGUUUGCAUUUGAGCCAAGAAGAAGAAGAAGAAUCCAGCUCAUGAAUUUUAGUGAAAAGUUGUUUACUGUAUGCUCUGGUUUUUCAGAUGGACGUCUUACAUUUGCUUGUUCUUUCUGAUCACACUAUACUACAAACUAAAGGCUAUCACAG